Molecule: messenger RNA, 3596 nt
Organism: Eriocheir sinensis (Chinese mitten crab)
Lineage: Eukaryota; Metazoa; Arthropoda; Malacostraca; Decapoda; Varunidae
Exons: 9
Coding region: 943-2457 (504 amino acids)
Biological process (GO): SCF-dependent proteasomal ubiquitin-dependent protein catabolic process
Cellular component (GO): SCF ubiquitin ligase complex
Molecular function (GO): protein binding
Source: RefSeq, a predicted model, not a curated record
UGGGAGGAGAGUCAGAGGCGGGGAGGUAGUGAGUGCGGCGGAGAGUCAAGAAGAGGAGGAGGAGGAGAGGCUGCAAAGACGCGUUAGUGGUGAACAGCGUGUUGUCAGGGCCGCGGCAGAAGCAGAGGUAAAGGUGAGGAGGUGGUGUUGUGAAGCGAGGCAGGAAGAGGAGGAGGUGGCGCCGUGCCCAGAGCCCGCACUCCCCAAUAUAAUCACGCGAGGCUCAGUUGGCAGUGCGUCGCCGUGUGGGGCGCGAGGGAACACACGGGGCCGCAGACACACCCAGGACAGGAAGGCAGGCGAGAGAAAGGACCCGGGAGACGUUUUGUAACAGAAGAGGCGAAGUGAAGGAGGAAUGUGAGCGGGGAGAACAGAACGACAGUAUAGCCAAAGGAAGUCAGCCUCAGAUUAAAGACAAAACAGGUAUUUUUCCACAACCGGCCACGGAGACGCACGGCAAGGCAAGAAGACGUUGUUGUUACCGGGAAGAGCGAGGGAAAGGAAGAAUAGAAGAGGAGAGAGCGUAUCUAUAGCCAAAGGAAGUUAACCGAAGAUACAAAACAACGGGAAUUUAACCAAAACAAAAGAAGCAAGAGACAGAAAAGGCCAGACAGCAACGAAGCAAGUAAAUAAACAACAAAUAAGAAGAAAAAACAGACACUUCAACAGGCCAGGAGAGCGAACAAAACAAAACAUAACAAAACAAAAGACCGGGAAAGAAAAAGAAAGAACGAAAAGAAGAAAGAAAAUAAAGAAAAAGAGAAAGCAACACAAACCACUCCAGGAAAAGACAACACAGAACACAAAACAAAGAAAACAAAAACGGGAAACCAGGAAUAAGAAAAAGAGCGAAAGAAGAAAAGAAAACCGAGAAGGAAAACCGUAACACACCGAAACCACCACCCGAGGGGAAUCGAACCCACAGUACCCCCCUACAACACCAUGCCUCUCCGCAACCAACCCGAUACCCUGCAGCGCGCGUCUCUGGUCUCCAUCGCCCGCAAUUUCGACUCGAUCUGUUACCGCGUGAAGAACAGGGAGGAGAUGUGCGCCAUGAUCUAUGACGAGAGUUACCUGCAGGAGCCCGGGCCCUUCCUGCACCUACCCAGCGCCAUCCUGAAUAAGCUGAUGGAGGUGUUGGUGUCGGACUUCCGCUGUCGCCGCCUCAAAAGGACUCACUUCCAUGCUCUUGUACAGCCGCACCUCGAGGAGUUCAAGAUGUCCUCCUCCGACGGGGAGUCUUUCAAUGGGCUCAAGGUUGUGUUGGAGAGAUGCAAGCGCCUCCGUCGGGUCAACGUGUCGUACCUGCGCAACGUGGGGCCCGGGGCUAUGAUGCAACUUGCCGCCAGUCUCACCGAAGUCACCCACCUCAACCUGUCCAUGACGCAGAUAAUUGACCAGGUUCUCGAGUUAGUGGGCCGUCGCUGUCCGCACCUUCGGGAGCUCGACGUCUCCAACACCGGCAUCACAGACUCGGCCCUCAUACGACUUAGCUACGACGAGAAACGCAAGAUGCCACAAUGCCAGAAGCUCGAGAAAGUUAGUGUGACCGGCUGCACGCUCUCCCCCACCGGGCCCGCCUACCUGCUCCACUACCUGCCCCGCCUCUACCAUCUGGACUACGAGCACAUGUUCCAGGUGUUCGACGUCCUGCGGGACUGGGGCGUCACCAAGGACAACGUGACCCAGUGUGAGCCGUACCCGCUGCGCCUCCUCACCUCCACCAGCGACCACAUCGACGCCGCCUCCGUGGAUGUGGCCAUGACGCUGUGCCCCUACGUGCUGGAGGUGACGCUCUCCAACGCCAUCAUCCCCAACGAGCUGCUGUACCAGACGAUGCGGCUGGAGAACCUCGCUCACCUGAGGCUCACCAACUGCGACGACCUGACCCUCAGCUUCCACGAGGGCGUGCUGCCGGUGCUCACGCUCAGGGGGCACAACCUCAUCUCGCUCCUGCUCGCAAACUUCACCGUCGUGGAUUUAGUGGCGAUUGCCGAUUGCUGUCCCAAACUCCAGAACCUCGCCUUCAGCAACAUCACCAUCUACGAGGAGAUCAUGUACCCGCGAGACGACCUCUUCACGACCCUCGUCAACCUGGAGGUGUGGACGACCGUCACCACGGACACCUGCAACAGCGUCAUCCUCCGUCAACUGUUGGGUCAGUGCAAGGGCCUUCAGAACCUGCUGGUGAGGGGCGCCGAUGCCCUCUCCGACAAGCUGCUUCAUGAACUCUGGCGGACCAACCCGAUGCCGCGCCUGUCCCGCCUGACGCUGGAUUCUUGCAACAACGUGACCACCGCGGCGCUCUACCACCUGCUGGAGGAGGACAACCACCUCACGCUGCUCAGAGUGUGGAGCUGCUUCUUCGUCACGCGCCAGGACUACCGCGACCUCUCCCAGUACAUCAAGGACCACAACUUCGACCUCUACCUCGAGUGGUACUGCUGGGACGGCUGACCUGACCCUCCCCAACCUCCUUAGCUCAUCCUCCAGGCCCUUUUUUUCUCCCGUCGCUCCCCUCGUCUUCAAGGGGUGCGUGGACUUAAGGACCCGCAUCAGGGACCUUCCGCAGCGUUGUAGUCACGUCGCGUCGCGCCUCCAGAAGCAUAUUGUUUUUGCUCUGCUCUCCGCGGCGACACGCAGCGGAGUUUGAUUUAGUCUCGUCGCGUGUCUCCCGCCACGGCAGGAGCCUCGCGUCCCGCACGUCUGUCUGUCUGUCUGUCUGUCUGUCAGUGUGCUCGUCUGUCCGUCCACAUCUGUCUUUUAGUUCUCAAUUUAUCGUUUCGUCUGUUAGUUUUUUCCCAAACUUUUUUGUGUGUUUCGUGUGCAGCAUUAGGAUGCGCUCAGCAUGGAAGUGAAGAAGAAAAUAAAUGUAUGCAAGUGUUUAACAAAUAUAUAUCUAAAGUAUUAAAUGCUGCCACCAGUGGAACAGCUUAUUUAUAUAUACAAAACUUGUGAUACACAAAAUAAUAAAUGUACAGACUAUUCCAAACAAAAUAUUCUUCACUGUACAAUAACACAAAGGAUGCCUCCUUAACGCCCCUGGGCCACCUCCGCCACCACCACCACCACAACCGCGCCGCCCCGCGGGUCACCACACUCUCCGGCACACCUGUAGUCGGGGCACCGCGCUGGCCACCACCAUUCAGGCCCCGGACGGCUGGGAGGCACUCAGGCACACACACGCGCACGCGCAGGCAAACACACACACACACACACACACACACACACACACACACACACACACACACACACGCACACACAGAUAAAAAAAAAACAGAGCCUCUUAAAUGGCAAAAUCGAAACGGGGGGAGAGGUAGAAAUAACUUAACCAGAGAGGUAAAACACAACAUAUAAAACAGGGCAGAGAACACACCAAGACAAGCUAAACAACACAACAACAACAACAACAACAGCAACUAUCGCCACCUUCGUCGUCGCCUUCGCCCGCCGCUAAUGAGGUCCGGUCCGGCAGGUAAGAAACAGGUGAGCAGGUAAACACAGCGAGCAGCAGCCUUCCUCCCCUCAGGUGGCUGAUGCGUAUUGGCUAAUCGAUAAUCCAAAGCAAACUCCCAAAAUAAAAUACAUAAAGUGCG